AUGGCUCAAACUCUGCAUUACUUCAUGCACUUGCCGCAAGCCCUCAGUUGUCUCACUCUAUAUAUCCACCAGCUCGAUGCUGCGGCUUGGAUUGAGAAGAGAGCAUUUGCUCAAAAGCCAUCAUCACCACUUGUAGUCCACAACCAUCACCGUCACAACAAUGUCGAUGACCGUAUACCACCAAUGACGACGACGGUGCGAUUCGACAAUAUCAUUCAAUUAAAGAUUGGCGCACAACGAUGGACAAGCGAAGGAUCGAUUCAGUCUAACAGCGAUGGCCUAACUUACGCUAGCUUCUUGGUGUUGUGCCUCAAACUCGAGUAUUAUAUGGAUGACACCAGUUUCCCUGAAAGCGAAGACAACAUCUAG
This is a messenger RNA of Zychaea mexicana, 369 nucleotides long. RefSeq lists its product as uncharacterized. Lineage: Eukaryota; Fungi; Mucoromycota; Mucoromycetes; Mucorales; Lichtheimiaceae. Bases 1 to 369 code for a protein of 122 amino acids. The transcript is spliced from 2 exons. The record is from RefSeq and is a predicted model, not a curated record.